Molecule: messenger RNA, 1347 nt
Organism: Cladocopium goreaui
Lineage: Eukaryota; Dinophyceae; Suessiales; Symbiodiniaceae
Source: the annotation of a GenBank genome assembly
AUGAAAAAACCUGCCUCUAGAAAUGUGCGUGGGAGAAGUCCUGCUUGCUCGGUUUGUAAGAGUCUGGGGCACCGCAUCGAAAAAUGUCCUCACCCUGCUGCAAAAGAGAUCCUCAAGCUGCGCAAAGAAAAUUCUGUCUUGAAGAAACAAUCGAAGAGAAAGGUUUUGAGACAAGAAAAAAAAUGGCGAAAGGCUCCCAAGUUGGACAAGGAAUACCGAAAGAAAGCUUCUGCCUUAUACAAAGGCAAGCCUGCUGCAAGAUUGCCUUCACCAGCGGAGAUUCGUCGAAAACAGAAGCAUGCCUUGGAUGUGUCUUUGAACCUUCCCACCACAGAGAACACAGCAGCUUCGUGGCUCUUGGACCGCCAGUGGAUCCGUUCCCCGACCGUUUGCUCUGAAUGUGAUCGACAUGUAUUUUCCGACUUGGUGUGGUCGCAAGACAGACCUCCACACUGGAGAUGCAAGCACUGCGGAGUUCGGGUCAAGAUCUAUGACUUAAGCAUUUUUACAGGUCUUCGUGUCUCUCCCUGCGAAUUGGUCAAGCUCAUUGGUCUCUACGUUAGCUCCAAUCUGGCUCACUAUCCUUCUGUUCCAGACUUUGUGCAGGCCAGCACCCAUGGUCGAAGUUGUGUGGAACACUUCUUGGCAGCUCUUAGAAUGUUGGAAAGCACGGCAGGGAAAAACUUCAGCCAGACUUGUCCUUUGCGUGGCUCCGUGGAGGUGGAUGGCUCCUUCAUCGCCAAAUUUCACAUGUCUGCUAACAAUUUGUGGCAUGCAGACCAAAUUCAGAAGACUAACCAGUCUUGUCAACGUAAAGGUCAACGACUUCCGAAAUCGUUUGUUGGCCAUAUUAUGGUUCUGGGAGCACAGGUGCGAGGAAACUCGUCAGCUGCGAUAUAUGUGCCUCGACCCCAUGUCACAGCUGUGGAACAGCGUCCGGUCACUGAGACGUUGGCGCAAGUGGAAGCUUCCGGUUUUUUGGAUCGCAUCACUCGACGCAGUGUUGUCAAUGCUGAUGGCAACAAAGCCUGGAAGUCAGCAGCAGCAAGCCGUGGACUCCCUUUCCAGAAUGUGAUCCACCAAGUCAAGAAUUUCACAUCGGAUUGCCCCAAAGUUUGGCCAGAAGUUUCCACUGUAGCAGGGACGCAGACGCUCGAUCGAUCAUGGCGGAGUCUAAAGACGUUUCUGCCAAAAGGGACGACUGUGAAACAGAAAAUCCAAGGACAUAGUUGCAUGCACCCAAGUGUUCCGCAAUACAUGUACAUGUGGGCUUGGAGACAAAGUCUCGGGAAUGUGAGUCCGAACGAAUUCUUGGAACACUUGGAAGACCUGCUGCCGCAGGAUUGA